AUGGCUUCUCCCGAAAACCGCAGUCCUCCCGAGAAAGCCGUUCUAGAGCUAGAGGGCUUAUCCAUCCUCGUCAGCGUCUUUCAGUUGUCUUUUCAAGUCUCCUCGACCUAUUCACCCAUGGCUACCCACGGUGACCCUUCUUCCUUCCGCGCUGUGUUAGCAACCUGCGCGUUAUGGCCUCGAAAUGCCUCAAGGCUGGUACAUUUUCUCUCGUCUUCUGGCAAGUUCAUUCGUUGUGCCCACACGAGGAUGGUACAACCUGAGGAAUAUUGGUCUCAGUAG
Molecule: messenger RNA, 282 nt
Organism: Protopolystoma xenopodis
Lineage: Eukaryota; Metazoa; Platyhelminthes; Monogenea; Polystomatidea; Polystomatidae
Source: the annotation of a GenBank genome assembly